CGUGGGCCAAUAUAGUUCAUUGGGUGCUCAUGCCAGUCCAAACGCUGUUCCCACAGCCAUAUUUACCGAAACUACGGCCAACCCAGCUCACGUCUCGAGGACCAGGGGAGGAGGACGACGAAACUUUUUGCAAAGAGUGCGUGCGGACUGCAGAAAUUUAUCAAAACCCAUCUUCCAAACCAUUUCCAAUGGAUGAAAUCCGCAAGGUUUGGAGUCUCCUGUUAACUUUGCCGUUUUCACGUGUUGCUAAUCCGUAUUGCGCAACUUGGGUGCUCCGUCAGACCCGUAUCUGUUCGCCCAUUUUGUAUGCAUCCCCUUUCUAAUCUGUAUUCAUUAGUUUUUGUCUCUUUCUUUCCCCAAUUUUCUUAAUCUUGUCAUUCUGGGAACUAUAUGGGGUUCGGAAAUUCGAACUUGUGAUUAUGUGCUUGCCAGCUUGUUGCCCAAAUGAAUGGUUCUGAUUUCUCUGGGAAAGUUGGCUUUGGGGUAGGCUGCGUGAGUUUCUAGAAGUUACUUUGUCAGUAAUUCUUCGAGGAAGCAGACUGGGGUGAGUGGUGGAGAAGAUGUGUAAGAAGAAGAACCUGCUCUGAGUUAUGUUUGAAAGCUCGUUUGUUCUGUUCUUAGUUCCUCUUAUUGUUCUUGCUUAUUUCAUGCUACCCCUUUUGGUUUGGACGAAAAUCUGAGGAGAUUUCACUGUUCAAUUCUCUUUUACUUCGAACUUCUUUCUGGGUUGUUGUAUUUGAAGUCUGUGGGUUGCGUUUCUGGAGAAUAGAAUCGUGGGAAGAUCUUACUCUCUCUCUUUUAUCAUUUUGCUUCGACUGGUAGGUUCUGUUCUGGCAUGAAUAUCAAGUAAUUUGUUGUGUUACUUCUUGGAUUUGGUGGUUGGUAAGCGAAGMUUUGGAGAGCCCUCAAUUGGGAGUUUCAUGUUUGGGGAUAUAGGUGGGUCGUUUGGUUAGUGGAGGGCAACAGGAAAUUCGGAACUAGGUAGAAAGAUGUCUUCAACGUCAACAAAUAAGGCUGUGUGUUCUAAGAGCACCUGUGAUCGGUCGAAACAUGGGGCUCAUGUGGUUGCACAGACCCCAAUUGAUGCAAAGCUUCAUGUAGACUUCGAAGGUUCGGAGAGAUACUUCAAUUACUCUGCAUCGAUUGAUUUGAAUGUCUCGAGUUCCACUAGCAAUGUUCAUGCCUCCACUGUACAGUCAUACCUUCAAAACAUUCAGAGAGGAAGUCUAGUUCAACCAUUUGGUUGUAUGAUUGCUGUUGAUGGGGAAAACUUGUCGGUCCUUGCGUACAGUGAAAAUGCCCCCGAAAUGUUGGAUUUGGCCCCUCAUGCUGUGCCUAACAUCGAGCAGCAAGAAGCUCUAACUUUUGGAACAGAUGUACGGACACUUUUUCGUUCCCCAGGUGCUGCUGCUUUACAGAAGGCAGCUGACUUUAAGGAAGUUAAUCUUCUCAAUCCUAUACUGGUCCAUUGUAGAACUUCAGGUAAACCAUUUUAUGCAAUUUUGCAUCGAAUAGAUGCGGGAUUAAUUAUAGACUUGGAACCAGUAAAUCCAGCUGAUGUGCCAGUAACUGCAGCUGGGGCAUUGAAAUCUUAUAAGCUAGCAGCUAAAGCCAUUUCUAAAUUGCAGUCCUUGCCAAGUGGGAAUAUAUCUCUUUUAUGCGAGGUAUUGGUUAAGGAAGUUAGUGAUUUGACAGGUUAUGAUCGGAUAAUGGUGUAUAAAUUCCACGAAGAUGAGCAUGGAGAAGUUGUAGCUGAGUGCUGCCGACCUGACUUAGAACCAUAUCUCGGCUUACACUACCCAGCUACUGAUAUACCUCAAGCUUCAAGGUUCCUUUUUCUGAAGAAUAAAGUUAGGAUGAUAUGUGAUUGUUUGGCACCUCCAGUUAAAGUGCUUCAAGACAGAAGAUUGACUCAGCCAUUAAGUCUAUGUGGAUCUGCACUGAGGGCUCCUCACGGUUGUCAUGCUCGGUAUAUGAUGAAUAUGGGUUCUAUUGCAUCUCUUGUAAUGUCUAUCACAAUCAAUGAGAAUGAUAAUGAAUCAGAGAAUGAUCAAGAAAAGGAAAGAAAGUUGUGGGGUUUAGUAGUUUGCCAUCACACAAGCCCCAGGUUUGUUCCAUUUCCUUUGAGAUAUGCCUGUGAAUUCUUGAUUCAAGUAUUUGGUAUACAAAUUAACAAAGAAGUGGAGCUGCAAACUCAGUUGAAGGAAAAACACAUAUUGCGAAUUCAAACAGUUCUGUGUGAUAUGCUGCUAAGAGAUGCCCCGGUAGGAAUUAUAACUCAAUCUCCCAAUAUUAUGGAUCUUGUUAAGUGUGAUGGUGCUGCCUUGUAUUACAGAAAGAAAUUUUGGUUACUUGGAGUCACCCCAUCAGAGGCACAACUUAGAGAUAUAGCUGUAUGGCUUCUGAAAGACCAUAGUGGAAGCACCGGCUUAAGUACCGAUAGCCUUAUGGAAGCUGGUUUCUAUGGUGCUUCUGCCCUUGGUGAUGAGGUUUGUGGAAUGGCUGCUGUUAGGAUCACGUCUAGGGACUUCCUUUUCUGGUUUCGGUCACAUAUGGCGAAAGAAAUCAGGUGGGGUGGUGCAAAACAUGAUCCUGGUGACCAAGAUGAUGGAAGAAAGAUGCAUCCAAGAUCAUCAUUCAAGGCUUUCCUGGAAGUGGUGAAGCGGCGUAGUCAACCUUGGGAAGAUGUGGAAAUGGAUGCCAUCCAUUCACUGCAACUGAUAUUACGAGGUUCUUUACAGGACGAGGACAGAAUUGAAGAAGAAUGCAACGUGAUUGCAAAUGUCCCAUCAGUUGAUGAGAGGACACAACGGUUGGAUGAAUUGCGUGUAAUCACAAAUGAGAUGGUUCGCCUAAUUGAGACCGCUGCAGUGCCCAUUUUGGCUGUAGAUGUCUUAGGCAAGAUCAACGGUUGGAACUCGAAAGCUACUGAACUUACAGGACUGGCUAUCCAGCAAGCCAUUGGCAUGCCCUUAGUUGACUGUCUCGUGGAUGAUUCUGUUAAGGUGGUAAAGAAAAUGCUCUCCUUGGCCAUUCGAGGUAUUGAAGAGAAAAAUAUAGAAAUCAAACUCAAAACAUAUGGAACUMUGGGUCAUAGUGGUCCAGUAAUCUUAGUGGUUAAUUCAUGCUGUAGCCGAGACCUGAAUGAUAAUGUUGUAGGAGUUUGCUUUAUAGGCCAGGAUGUUACUGAACAAAAACUGAUUAUGAACCGAUACACCCAGAUCCAAGGUGAUUACACGGGGAUUAUGCGGAACCCAUCUGCCCUUAUUCCUCCAAUUUUUAUGACUGAUGAUGAUGGCCGGUGCUUGGAAUGGAAUGAUGCAAUGGAAAAGUUAUCUGGUUUUAGAAGAGAAGAGGUGACAAAUAGGAUGCUUCUUGGGGAGGUUUUCACACUCGAAAAUUUUGGCUGCCGUGUGAAAGAUCAGACAUUAACCAAGCUUAGGAUACUACUGCAUAGAGUAAUUUCAGGCCAGGAUACAGAUAAAUUUUUGUUUAGGUUCUGUGACCGUGAAGGAAAUUAUGUUGAAACAUUGCUUACAGCAAGCAAAAGGACCGAUGCAGAGGGUAAUAUCACCGGGSUUUUCUUCUUCUUGCACGUGGCUAAUCCAGAACUUCAAUAUGCUUUAGAAAUGCAGCGGAUAUCAGAAGAAGCUACAGCUGAUAACCUCUAUAAAUUAGCAUAUCUGCGUCAACAAAUCCGAAAACCACUUGGUGGAAUUAUAUUUAUGCAGAAACUAAUGGAGUCGUCUGACUUAAGUGAAGAGCAAAGGCGGCUACUUAAAUUGAGCACUUUGAGUCGGGAACAGUUGCACAAGAUCGUAGAUGAAACUGAUAUUCAAAGUAUUGAGGAAAGUUACAUGGAAACAAACUGUAGCGAAUUCAACCUCGGAGAUGUUGUUGGCGUUGUAACGAAUCAAAUCAUGAUUUUGAGCCAAGAGCGCGAGGUGAAGAUCAUUUGUGAGUCACCUGCUGAUGUGUCAUCUCUGCACUUAUAUGGAGAUAACUUGAGGCUACAGCAGGUGCUUUCUGAGUUCUUGGCUAACACACUUCUCUUCACUUCCAAAGGAUCAUCCGUUGUCUUCAAAAUAACCCCAAUGAAGGAGCGUAUCGGGAAGGGAAUCCACAUUGUUCAUCUUAAAUUUAGGAUCACCCAUCCUGCUCCAGGAAUUCCCACGCACUUAAUCCGAGAGAUGUUUGAUCACAACAAUGAUUGCUCGAAGGAAGCCCUUGGCCUAUGCAUCAGCCAGAAGCUCGUUAAGAUCAUGAAUGGCACUGUACAGUAUCUUCGAGAGGCCGAGACCUCGUCAUUCAUCAUCCUCAUGGAAUUCCCCUUGGCAGAGCAUAUUUCUUGAUGACAAUGAGGACUAAUGAUCUACACGGCAUGAUUCUCCUGAAGACGCCAUUUCUCUUUAUCUCAUCUCUCUGGUAUAUCGACAAAACAAGCUUUGACAUUACUCGGUAUCAGACCGGGUGGGAUUGUUUGAGAAUACGAGUAGAUAUUAGAGUGAGUGAAACGAGAUUAUAAUAAACGUUCUUGCAGGCCGGUUAGUUUCAAGCUUUAAGGAACCAAAAGACUCGAAAGUUGUAAAGACGACGUCUUCUUUGGCCAUCUAUGGGGCCUCUGAGCGCCAACAAGCCCAGGAACUGUUUCGUAGUUCAUUUCGAAAUCUGAGUUAGAAGCAGAAGUUUGAGAGCUGUUGCUGAGUGUUGCCAUUUUCAAGUGUGAAUGGGUUCGGAAGUGCCUGAAAUAAGUGAGUGAAAACUGAAGUUGUCAACUUGUUUAUAAUGGAUGGGCAAAUUCUCAUCCCUCUUUCAGUUGAAAUAAUAUGCAGUUGUUCAUUUCUCAGUUGA
This is a messenger RNA of Momordica charantia (bitter melon), 4851 nucleotides long. RefSeq names its product phytochrome C (gene PHYC). Gene Ontology annotation, molecular function: photoreceptor activity; protein homodimerization activity. Gene Ontology annotation, biological process: protein-tetrapyrrole linkage; detection of visible light; regulation of DNA-templated transcription. The record is from RefSeq and is a predicted model, not a curated record. Lineage: Eukaryota; Viridiplantae; Streptophyta; Magnoliopsida; Cucurbitales; Cucurbitaceae.